This is a messenger RNA of Neolamprologus brichardi, 1481 nucleotides long. The record is from RefSeq and is a predicted model, not a curated record. Lineage: Eukaryota; Metazoa; Chordata; Actinopteri; Cichliformes; Cichlidae.
AUGACACAGGCUAAGGUUUUGGCAGAGCGGCACCAUGUGUCCCGCAACGCUAUUCAACGCCAGAACCGUGUUCGCCAAGGAGUCCAACACCACUCCUACCACCUCCAACAGCCAGGCUAUCCUUUCCAUUUGAAACAGCUGGCACCUAAUGGCACAAAUUUGUUUCACCAAAGUCCAUCCAAUCAGGAGGCUGAUGAGGACUGCUCCAGCAGAGGCACACCAAUAACUGUCUACGCUCUGUCUACCAUCUUUGCCAUUGGAGUGUCAAUUGCUUUGGUCCUGCAGAUUUACCUGGGUGAAAGUUUGGUAUGCAAUGCUGAUGCUAUAUCAAAGGUGAGUGGUGAGCAGCAAUCUCAAAGCUUCAAUAACACAUUCAUGCCACAUGGAAGACCUCUGAGUGCUGGUUCAUAUGUGAGGUUGCCUCGCCUGGCAGGAGUCCUGGAGGCUGGUUUGUUGAAUUUCUACCAUGGCAACCUAUCUCAAGAGAUUGUAGAUGAGGCACAAGCAAAUGGAGGCGUACUGAGCAGAGAAGACAUUGGUAACUACAGCGUGGAUGUAGAAAUACCCAUUGAAGCCCAGUACAAUGAUAAAGAGUUUAUAAUUCAAGUUCCUCCUCCUCCAUCUGCUGGUGCAGUGUUGCUAUCAGCUCUCAACUUGUUAGAGGGACUCCAUAUCAGCAAGAGCAACGUAACAGAAACUCAAACACGCCUCUGGAUCGCCGAGGCCCUGAAAACAGCUUUAGCUAUGGCCAGUGGUUUGGGUGACCCUAAUUAUAACUCUUCGGUGACUGAGGCGCUCUCUAACAUGCUGAGCAAGAGUCAGGCUGAAGUCUUCGGGCAGCAGCUGAAUUACUCCCACACAUCUCCAUCUGAGUACCUCUCCCCUAUCCACUCCACCCAAACAGAACUGGUGGCUGGACAGGUCACUGUCAUGGGACAAGAUAAGCUCAUUGUGUCUGUUGCAAGUUCCUUGAGCAGACCAUUUGGGAGCAGACUCGUAACUCGAUCAGGCAUCGUUCUUAACAGCCUCAUCCUUGAUUUUUCCUGGCCAAAUACAAGCAGAGAACAACUCCAAAUUAAUCAGGAAAACUGUGUCGAGCCAGGAAAGCGGCCCCUGUCGCUUCUCAUGCCCAUUAUAGUGGUGCCGGCUUUGCAUAAAUGUGGGAUCCACGUGGCAGUAAGCACCUCUGGUGAACAAAAUGCCCUGAGUGUGAUCACCCAGAUGCUGGUCAACCUCUUAUUCUUCCAUACAGAGAAAAAUGACAGCUUUUCCCUGACAGGGCUCCAUCACCAGUUUGAACCAAAUAAACUUCUUGUUCACUCUCAUUUUCAAGGAGACAGUGGGCAGAGUUUCCAUGCAAAGGCCCAUGCAGUUCAAAGAGUGAGGACAGAGGAGUCUUAUUAAGCCGCGGAGUGCCUCAGUUGACUGGUGGUUUAAUACAGUGUUGUUUUUCUCCUCAACUUUAUUCUUGAAAUAAAUAU